Messenger RNA from Pieris napi, 2114 nucleotides. It is a transcript of the gene prel, whose product is annotated as protein preli-like. Gene Ontology annotation, molecular function: phosphatidic acid transfer activity. The record is from RefSeq and is a predicted model, not a curated record. Gene Ontology annotation, biological process: phospholipid transport. The coding region runs from base 330 to 938 and encodes 202 amino acids. Gene Ontology annotation, cellular component: mitochondrial intermembrane space. Lineage: Eukaryota; Metazoa; Arthropoda; Insecta; Lepidoptera; Pieridae. The transcript has 6 exons.
UUGUAGUCUUUGACAUUAGUGUAUUAUCUUUGAUAUCAACUUUCAAACUAAAAAAAAUUAUCGAUAAUAUUCAAUAUUGAUUACUAAAUAAUAUUUUUAUCUGAUUAGAAUAUCAGAAAUUUGAGACACAAUAACUAUGGUUUAAUAUUACAAGUACAUUGUUAUUCUAAUCAAAUACGUCUUACUAGAAAUUAUCAUCCACAGGCAUUAAACUAGAAAAAAAGUCCUUGUAUUUUUCCGGAUAAGAAAUAUAAGUCCAGGUUCUUUGUUAAUCAUGAUGCAGUGAGGUCAUUCAUUUGUUUUAAUUCUCCAUUUUGGUAAGUUUUAUAAUGGCAAGAUAUUUUGAAAACACAACUGUUUUCAACUUUAGUUGGGAUCAAGUUGCACUAGGAUAUUGGAGGAGAUAUCCUAAUCCACAAAGCUCACAUGUUCUAUCUGAAGAUACUUGGAGUAGAUAUGUUAAGGAUGGAUGUCUGUACACUAAAAGAUUGUUAACCAAAACUAAUAGAGUGCCAAAAUGGGGAGAAAGAUUUUUUAAUGCAAAAUCUGUGAAAAUUAUUGAGGAGAGUAUUGUAGAUCCUGAAAAGAAAGUUCUCAUCACAUACACCAGAAAUCUAGGCUAUACCAAAGUUAUGAGUGUGGUUGAAAGGGUGGAAUACAGGCCAUCAGGUGCUUCUCAAACAGUGGCACUUAGGUCUGCAUGGGUUGACUCACAAGUAUUUGGGUUCUCUCGUGCAAUACGAGCAUUUGGAGUUGACCGUUUCCGCAAGAAUGCGUCACACAUGGUGAAUGGUUUCAACUAUGUACUAAGCAAUAUGUUUCCGCGUCAAGUACCACAACACACAGUGACCCAUACACUUAAAGAAAUGCGUGAAGCAGCUGCAGCAGCAACUGACCGAGCUAAAGCAAACGUUUUGUCCUCUGUUAAUAGAACAUAACAGGAUUAGUGCCGUGAGGCUAUAUUGGAGUACAAAUGACUUGAUAGAAAUGAAUUUGAAGUUAUGAUUUACUUAGUGUUAUAAAUCUACAUGUCAUACAAUUAUAUAUAUAGAAUAUACUAAAAUAUUGAAUAUAACAUUGAAAAAAUAUUUAAAACUUAACUAUGUAUAUCAUACUAAUGCAGCCUAAUCUUAUCUAUUUAAAGAAACGGUAAUAUUCUCAAAAUAAAACAUACAUUGCUCAUAUGUUUAAUUCAGAGAAAAAUUAUUAGAUAAGUAGGUAAUAAAAGUGAAUGCAUGUGAAGAUUUUUUGAAAAUCAUAAAGUUUAUUAUUUUUUACAAACUAAGGUGCCAUCUGGAGGAUUAACCUCACAUAAACAUUAUAGUAGGCACUCUUAUGUUCCUCCAAAACAUGGGCCUUUGGUUUUUUAAUAAUAUAAUUUAGUAUAAAUUUGUAAAGUGAAGAUAGAUAACAUUAUAUAGUUAUGGAUUUAACAAUGUUUAAUACAUCUGUCAAUCAAGAUAUGACAAUUUAUCCUAAAUCCUAUAAUAUAAAAGAUUAUGAUUAGUAAUAGUUGUAGUUGCCUUAUCAUUCUAUUUGUGUAAAUAUGUGUAAAAAUGGAGUUUAUUAUUUAGCAUAGGAGUAACAAAAUGCUUGAAAAUCGAUGCUUUUAUUGAAAGAUAAUAAUUGAUACUAAGUAUUUACGUUUUCUUAUAAAUUGAUUUUUUCCAUUAGGUUGGAAAAAUAAUUUGUUUGUAAAUACAUAGCUGAAAUUCUCACUGCCUCAAGCAAUUGAUAUUUGUAAGUGUUGAAUAUAUUUUAACAACAUUCCAUCAGAUAAGUAGUAAACAAAUUUUUUUCAAAAAUUUGUAAGUGUUAUGUUAAAAAAACCAGGUCUAAUUUAUUUUUGAAUUAUAUUCAAUGCAUUUAAAUUGUUUAUAUUUGUCAUUAAUUUAAAUGAUAUCAUGUUCACAAUUAAACAAAUUUUAUAUUGAAUACAAAAGCAUUGAAUAUUAAUAAAUAAUAAGCAAGCAUUUUCCUGUUUUGUAGUAUGUAGUUAUAUAAAUAUCAAAAACCAAACUGCUGCAUCCUUAGUGGUAACAGGUAAUUUUUUAAAUUACUUGUAAGAAUUAAAUCAACAAAAUAUUAUAAUCAAAUAUAUGAGCUAAAAGUCA